Molecule: messenger RNA, 1903 nt
Organism: Drosophila simulans
Lineage: Eukaryota; Metazoa; Arthropoda; Insecta; Diptera; Drosophilidae
Product: scoloptoxin SSD552
Exons: 4
Coding region: 313-1497 (394 amino acids)
Cellular component (GO): extracellular region
Source: RefSeq, a predicted model, not a curated record
CGCCGAGCGGUUAAUCAAACAGGCGACGCCUUCAAGUCUAGCUGCACGUACACGAGAGUGGAGUUGGAGUCGUCGGCUUUUUUUCGUGGCGCUCUUUUUUUCGGUUUUCCACAUUUUAUCCACCACGCCCACCGUUCAAAAUUGUGAUACAAAAAAUCCUAGCAAAAUUGCAAAGCUAUAGUGUAUGGAAUACCAAAUAUAACUCUGUCAUUUAUGAAAAGGUUAUAUUUGAAAAAUUAACAAAGUGCUUAAAUCAAUAAAAAAAAAAAAGAAAUCAACGUGUUGUUCAAAACCCAAUUUUACAUAACCAAAAUGAUGCAGCCAAGUGCGCUAUUACUAACCACCAUCAUGAUCAUCUCCUGUGGAGUGGCAUUCGCCUGCAAUGGAAAGAUAAUUGCAUCGGGCAUCACGGCGGAAGAGAGAUCAAUCAUCUUGCAGGAGCACAAUCGCCUCCGGCAGAUCGUGGCCACGGGACGCUAUCCGGGCCAGCCGGGUGCCGAGAAUAUGCGGGAGAUCGUCUGGGACGACGAGCUGGCCGCCAGAGCCCAGAAAUGGGCUGACAACUGCCAGUUCCGUCACGAUCCGCACCGCACAAUAAAUCGCUUUACGAUGGGACAAAAUCUGGCCAUCAUCUGGAGUACGGCGCCCUUGGACGCCGAUGACGGUGAUUUCCCCUCUCGUAUCCAAAGUUGGUUUAACGAGGUGCAGAAGUACUCCUUCGGAGACGCCUGGUCCCCCAAAACUGGACACUAUUCCCAACUGGUUUGGGGUGAGACCAGCUUGGUGGGCUGUGGAUAUGCGGAGUACAAGGAUACCAGCAAGUACAACAAGCUCUACGUCUGCAAUUAUGGGCCUGGUGGCAAUGUGGUGGGCUACAAUCCCUAUGAGGUUGGAAAGCCAUCGUGCUCCACAUACGGCAUGAAGCCCUCGUCCCGCUACCAAGGACUCUGCGCCGCUCCCGGAUCCUCGCCAGCGGCCAACAGCGUUUACGGAGCGAACACAAUUGAAACGUAUGAGUACGGCUACAACAGCAGCCCUUCCAGUCAAACCGCCAAUAACAAUCCGCCGACUAACAACAUUAACAAGAGCCAGUUCAGCUAUAACCAACCAAGACCCAAGCCCGUCCAAACCAUCAAUCCAAAUCCCUCCCCGUUCAACCCACAGGCAGCGGUACCAUCAGCGUCGUCCUUCGGCGGCAGUUCGUUUGGCAGCGCCUCGAGGGGCGGCAGCCACGCCUACACCACGGACCCAUCGCAGUCGGCAGGCCGCUAUCAGCACAAGCUCGAGGCGUAUCGGCCAAGUGCGGCCGAGUUCGAGAAGUCCGUACACAAGCAUACCAUACUACGCACCUAUAUAGAGCAGAAUCAGCAGAGGCAGGAUCAGCAGCAGCAGCAACAGCAGAAGGAACAGGAGCAGGAUCAGCAGCAGCAGCAGCCAGAGCCCUCGAGCACCAAGAAGCCCAGUCGUGGAUGGAGCCUUCUAACCUGGCGUGGUUGAGCUAUAAAUCUUGCCAAUCCAUUUGCCAAUCUAAAAUGCCGCUCAAUGUAUUAGGCCAUUAAUAGCUACUGUGUAGUGCCAUUAGCCAACCACCAGGAUCCAUCGUCAUCUUUAACACCCUCUGUCCAUCGCCGCGAAACCCCUAGCAAAUCCUAUUUAAAUAACCCAACAAUUUGCCAUAUGAGCUGAAGUAGUUUCCCUUCUUUGGAAUUCCGGCUUGUUGAGGCCAGAACAUAGAAGAAGUGCUGGCGGCGGACGAUUCAUGCCACAGACGAAUAUUUGUAUCAAAUGUUUGCCACCCACCAAAACUGUCAUCCUGUUAAAACCAACCAAUCGGCAUUCAACAUCGAUCAGCUAGUUGUAGUAUUGUGUUCAAUAAAACAAGAAUAUUGAUUUGUAAAUUAAA